AUGAAGGGGAACCCCAGCUCCCUGGACACCCUGCUGUGGGUCUACCAUUUCCACAGCUCUACCGAGGUGGCCCUCCAGCCCCCGCUUCUGUCUUCUCUGGAACUCUCUCUGACUGCGGCCCAUGAGUAUCUGGAGCAGAGAUUUGGAGAGCUCAAGUUCCUGGACCUGCGGGAGCCGCAAAGGCCGCCCAUCCCGGAGCCCACUCUGGGGCUGGUGCUAAGAGAAGCCGCGGCCAGCAUCUUGAGUUUCGGGGCCACCUUAUUGGAGAUCUCAGCCCUGUGGCUGCAGCGGGAGGCGCGGCGACUACACGCCGGCGACGGCAGCCCAGGCCCAGCCUCCGACGCCGGAGAUCCCGGUCGAGCGCUGGCCCGUGUCGCCCAGGUCGCGGGGCAGGGGGCUCGACAAGCGGGGGCUGCAGCUGGUGCGAGCACCCGACUCCUCCUUCAGGGCGCAUGGCUAUGCCUGUCUGGACGGGGUCUUCAGGGGUCAGCCUCAUUCCUGCAACAGUGGCAACGCCAGCUGGGCCUCGGACCCCCAGAGGAACCGAGCUGCCUAGGAGACCUCAAGGUGGCGUCCAGCAGCAGCGCAGAGGGCGCGGGAGCGGAUGUGUCACCAUUCGCCCAGCCCCGGCCCACGCGCAAAUAA
This is a messenger RNA of Orycteropus afer afer, 645 nucleotides long. The record is from RefSeq and is a predicted model, not a curated record. NCBI's taxonomy places the organism in Eukaryota, Metazoa, Chordata, Mammalia, Tubulidentata, Orycteropodidae.